CCAGCAGAAAGGUGACUAUUGCAUAUUUUCAUUCCAGAACUCUGAAUUGUGUAAACAAGCUGAUGGACGAAGAUGAGAAGGACAGGGCAAAGAGGGCAUCACGCAACAAGUCAGAGAAGAAGAGAAGAGAUCAGUUCAAUGUCCUCAUUAGGGAGCUGUGCACUAUGCUGCAAGGCCAUGGCCAUCCACUCAAGAUGGACAAGUCUACAAUCCUACAGAGGACUAUUGACUUUUUACAGAAACAGAAAGAAGUCACAGCACAAACUGAAGCCUGUGAGAUUAGACAAGACUGGAAACCCUCAUUUCUUAGCAAUGAGGAGUUCACUCAGUUGAUGUUAGAGGCAUUAGACGGCUUUCUCAUUGCACUAACCACUGAUGGGAUUAUUAUUUAUGUAUCUGAUAGCGUCUCUUCUCUUCUUGGACAUUUACCGUCAGAUUUGGUGGACCAAAAUAUAUUAAAUUUUCUACCUGAGUGUGAACAGAACAAUGUGUACAAGCUACUUUCACCCCACAUGCUCGUGACAAACCCAGUAACCUCCGAUUUUCUAAACACUGAAAAACAAAUCGAGUUUUGCUGCCACUUAGCCCGAGGAAACUUGGAUCCAAAUGAACCCAUUACGUACGAAUACGUCAAAUUUGUAAUGGAUUUCAAACAUUUUUCCCAUGUGCCUACAUCUUCUUACAACGGCUUUGAGAAUCCUGUCACACGUGUGUUCCGGUCAGUCAGUGACGACCAGGUCUGUCUAGUAGCAACGGUUCGUCUCAAUACUCCGCAGUUCUUGAAGGAACUUUGCAACGUGGAAGAUCCCUGCGAAGAAUUCACGUCGCGGCAUAGUUUAGAAUGGAAGUUUUUGUUUUUAGAUCACAGAGCUCCACCUAUAAUUGGCUAUUUGCCUUUUGAGGUUCUGGGCACAUCAGGUUAUGACUACUACCAUGCUGAUGACUUAGAGCUUCUUGCUAGGUGCCAUGAACACCUGAUGCAGUUCGGGAAGGGCAAGUCUUGCUACUACAGAUUCUUGACCAAAGGCCAGCAGUGGAUCUGGUUACAGACCCGUUAUUACAUCACCUACCAUCAGUGGAACUCCAAGCCCGAGUUCAUUGUCUGCAGUCACAUGGUUGUCAGCUAUGCUGAGGUUCGAGCUGAAAGGAGAAGGGACCUUGGCCUUGAAGAAUCAUCUAUUGAACUGGCGUCUUCAUCCUUGAAGAGUCAAGGGAGUUACAUCGAUGCCCGGCAAUGCGUGACCACCAACCAAGAAGUCAGCCGUGAAGGGGUGUCCGUGUCUUCUCACAGCUCCCGCCGAUCUUCUCGCACAGCGCUCUCCGACUCUGCAUCCACGUCAUCCAUGCGGCACACCGAGGCCAGCACCCCUACUCGGCAACCCUUGUCCUUGGGGCAGCCAGACAAGGUCCCCUUACAGCUCGCCUCCAGCAGCAGCACACAGGGCAUUAUAACUCCCCCCGAGCAUCUUGUGCAGUACCACAUGACGCAGCCCACUGUUCCUGCACAACAAGCAGUUAUGCCCGUGUACCAUUUCCCAACACAAAUGGGGAUGAUGCAUCAGCUGAAGGAGCAGCUGGAAGAGCGGACACGCAUAUUGCAAGCGGACAUCAAGACCCAGCAGGAGGAGCUGCACAUCAUCAAGGAGCAGCUGCAGUUUGUGCAAGACUCCAAUUUGCAGAUGCUCAUGCAGCAGUCUAUGCCUGUGGUCUUCAGCGCUGUGCAGCCCCAACAGAGCCCAAGAAGGCAACAAACAGGAGCAGCCUUAGGGAGCAGGCCAGCUGCUUCCAAGAAGUCCCAACAGCAGCAAAGCAUCAUGGGAUCAAAGCAGUUUGGUGGCACUCCCUUGGCCUCCCAGCCAUCCUUCCUCAGGGAAUCUUGCGUCACAUCAACCCAGGGGCAGCCACCACAGCGAAAGCAUGUUGUGAGAGGAAGCCAGGUCCAGCCGGUGUGCAUGCCUGUGCAGAUGAGCAUUUCACUGCCUGUCUAUAACAACCCCAUGGUUUUUUCUCAAACACACCCUAUCGCUGUGCCCCCUCCAAUGCAACCUGAACUGAGCGAUAGGCCACUGCCACCUGAUUACAACGAAGAUCGAAGUUUAAGGAUGUUGUUAGAUCAACCCGUGCAGCCAUUGAUGUCCAGCGGGAACGGGAGCAAUCAGAACCCCCAAAGCAACACGAGUAGGCAACAGACCAAUUUUGCUCAAGAACAGCAAAGUCUGCCUUCAGCAAUACAGAUGCAACCCGUCACAUGUGCAGCCAUCCGGGCCGCUGCCCCAUCUCCUGGAUUCACCCCCUCUGGGAUGAUUCCACACCCGAGUGUGACAGCCCAGCAAAGCCACCCAGCCAGCACCCUCCACCAGUGGCAACCACAGCCACUUCAACAGCAUCACCUUUACGUUCAGAUGCAGAGUGCAGCUGAACCAGGCCAGAACCAACACUUAUUCCAGCAGCCUCCUCUCCCGCAACAGAACACCACCAUGGGUUAUUUCCACCACCCACAGCCCCCGAGCCAUCACCUACAAGGGCAGCAGUGCAGUUUACAAGACUUGCCCGAAAUGCAGCUGCCUUGAGGUCUCGAGUCAAAAGGAUGGUGAUGCUUACCAUGGGAACAGCGAAUGCUGAGUGCUGGGGAGGAGCCUUGGUGCUCCUCCAAAGGCAAGGCUGGCCGUGAGAAGGAAUGCCCGGGGACGGAGGACAAGGAGUGGAGAGCAACAGCUGGCACUUUUUCUGCUUGGAAAACCCACCCAGCGGCACCUCUCCAGCAAAACCAGUUCAAAAGGCAAAUCUGGUACCCUUGGCUGCCCAGAUUGGGCGUGCAGCAGAACAAGCGCAG
Molecule: messenger RNA, 2833 nt
Organism: Candoia aspera
Lineage: Eukaryota; Metazoa; Chordata; Lepidosauria; Squamata; Candoiidae
Gene: PASD1
Product: PAS domain containing repressor 1
Exons: 20
Coding region: 63-2570 (835 amino acids)
Biological process (GO): circadian regulation of gene expression; regulation of transcription by RNA polymerase II
Cellular component (GO): nucleus; cytoplasm; CLOCK-BMAL transcription complex
Molecular function (GO): protein dimerization activity; RNA polymerase II cis-regulatory region sequence-specific DNA binding; DNA-binding transcription factor activity, RNA polymerase II-specific
Source: RefSeq, a predicted model, not a curated record